UUAAAUUAAAUAAAUUUAAAUAGAACAAAAUUUACUUAUACUGAAAUUUUUUAUUAAAUAUUUAGGAAAAGAAUUUUAAAUAAAUUAGAGACAAAAAAAAAAUAAAAAAAAAAAACAGGAAAAGAAAAUGGAAAAUUUAGCUUUUGAAGACAUUGAAUUAUCAAAUUCUAAAGAAAAAAAUGAAAAAGAUAUUGAAAUAAUAACAAAUGGACACGAAAAAAAUGGUGAUAUAAUUGAAAUAAAAAGCUAUAGUUUUGAAGAAGCUAUUACACUAACAGGAAGUGGAAAAUUUCAUAGACUAUUGUUAUUAACAUCUGGAUUAUGUUUUAUGGCUACUAUGGUUGAAAUAAUGGGUGUAAGUUUAGUUAUAGAAUUAGCAAAAUGUGAUAUGGAUUUUACAAUAUAUGAACAAGGAAUUUUAGCUUCAUCCGGAUUUUUAGGUGUUGUAUGUAGUUCACAUGCACUUGGAUUUCUCGCAGAUACUGUGGGAAGAUCAAAAAUUUUGAAAUUUGCAUUAAUAUUUAGUAUUAUAUCAUCAGCUGCAUCAGUAUUUUCUACUACAGUAUGGAUGCUUAUAAUACUUAGAUUUUUAGUAGGAUUUUUUAUAUCUGGAUGUCAAGCAUGUGUUUUCAGUUAUAUGGGAGAAUUUCAUGGGAAAAAAACACGUUUAAGAAAUGUAACAAUGCUUUCAUGUUUUCUACCACUUGGAUUAGUAGUUCUUCCAGCUUUGGCUACUAUAAUUCUACCGAUGAAAUUAGAAUUAUAUUUAGGAUCAAUGAAAUUUUCAUCAUGGCGUUUUUUAACUCUAUGCAAUGCAAUUCCAACUGUUUUAGCAUUAAUAGGUGUUCUUUGUUUUCCUGAAAGUCCAAAAUAUCUUUUAGCACAAGGUCGACAUGAUGAGGCUAUCGAGGUAAUGAAAAAAUGUUAUAAAAUGAAUACAAAUAUGGAUCCAAGUACAUAUCCUGUUGAAAAAGUUUAUUUAGAUGUUGUUGGAGCCAAUUUUAGUAAUGUUAAAACAGUUUGUGAUGCUUUAAAAUUAAUUUGGAGUCAAACUGUACCACUGUUCAAUAGAGAAAGGAUUUUUCAUACAUUAAAUAUAUUUUUUAUUAUGUUUAAUAUAUUUAUGAUCGCACAAGGAACAUUUAUGUGGUUUCCAGUUAUGUUAAAUGCAAUGGUACAUUAUGCUGAUACCGAUUUUACAAUUUGUGAAUCCGUAAGAGAAUUGAAAAAAGUAACAGAAACAAUGAAUUAUAAUGUGACAACAGAUAUUGAUGAAUUAGAAAUGGCAUGUGAAGAUAAUAUUGAUAUUUAUAUGUAUCAAGUUUUAAUAAUGAUGGGUAUUGCAUACACAAUAUUAUAUUUAAUUUUCUCAUGGGUGAUCGUUUAUACAGGAAAAAGACGUUUAAUAAUUAUAUUUUUAACGAUAGCAGGAGCUGGAUCAAUAGCAUUAUAUUGGACAAAUAUAUUUUAUGUAAAUUUAAUAUUAAUAACAUUAACAAUGGCUGUUGGUAAUUGUGGUGGUAUUACAAAUACAAUUUCAAUGGAAUAUUAUCCAACAAAUAUAAAUGCAAUGGGAAUGUGUCUAAUAAUGAUGAUUGGUAGAAUUGGUGCAAUAGUCGGUAGUAAUAUUAUUGGAUUAAUUUUGAAUUCAAAUUGUGAAUUUUUAUACAUGAUGUAUGGUGCUCUCAUUAUUUUAAUGAUACCAUUAGCAUUUUUAUUACCAAAUACAAAUAAAACAUAAUUAUACAA
Molecule: messenger RNA, 1749 nt
Organism: Condylostylus longicornis
Lineage: Eukaryota; Metazoa; Arthropoda; Insecta; Diptera; Dolichopodidae
Product: synaptic vesicle glycoprotein 2B-like
Exons: 6
Coding region: 128-1741 (537 amino acids)
Biological process (GO): transmembrane transport
Molecular function (GO): transmembrane transporter activity
Source: RefSeq, a predicted model, not a curated record